Molecule: messenger RNA, 1340 nt
Organism: Rhododendron vialii
Lineage: Eukaryota; Viridiplantae; Streptophyta; Magnoliopsida; Ericales; Ericaceae
Exons: 2
Coding region: 340-1164 (274 amino acids)
Source: RefSeq, a predicted model, not a curated record
UGCUUUCAAGUUUAUAAAGAAUCACAAAAAUGUGAAAAGGAUCAACCAAAAGAAGCCAUUCUGAAUUCAAGUAAAGUAAAGAAUAGUCCUCUUCCUUUCUUGGAGACUAGGGUCUUCCCUCCAAAACCCAAAAAACUCCAACUUCUGCAAAAAGUUUGGAAUAAGAAUGCAAGAAUUCACAAGAAAAGCUACGCUAUACUUGAAAAAUGGCCACCCUGAAAACUCAGAAACUUGAGAGAUCAGCUCCUGAAUUUUCUCACCUUAUAUACGACAGAAAGCAAAACCCGUUUUGAUUCGCUACCAGUUCGAGACCCAAGAACCAAAGCCCACAUCUCAUCAAUGACGGACAUUGGAGGAAGACGACAGGCGUCUAGCAGUGAUAAUAGCUUAGUUGAGGAAAUUGAUCCUCCUUCGGCUUGGACAGAGGAUUCGAGUUGUCACUAUUUGUAUGUUCAUGUUCCUGGUUUCAAGAAGGAAUGGUUGAAUAUUCAGGUUGAUGACCGCAGUCAUAUAAUGGUCGGGGGAGAGAGACAGACCGAGAACAAAAUUUUCCGCUUCGAGCAGACGUUCAAAAUCCCAGAAAACUCGGACACUGAAAAAAUCAGUGGAAGAUACGAAAGUGAAAUUCUUUAUGUCAUCGUCCCAAAGCUAGUCAAAGACAAGGAGAAGGAACCUCUGAACGCAGCUACUGACGACAACAUUAGAGGAAAACAGCAUGAACACAAGCGCGAUCAAGAAGAACAUGAUGAAAAGCACAGGCACCAUCAAGAAGAACAUGACAAAAAGCACAGGCACCAUCAAGAAGAACAUGAUAAAAAGCACAGGCACCAUCAAGAACAUGAUGAAAAGCACAGGCACCAUCAAGAAGAACAAGAUGAAAGGCACAACCAUGAGCACGAUAAGGAAGAACACUACGGUGGGGGCCACAUCAGCCAUCAUGGUCAGAAUGACGAUGACAAGAAAGUGGUUGAGGAAGGAGGUUUUCAGGGAGUACCUACAGCGACAUGGACGCUGGCAGGUGGUAUUUUGGGAAGUGUUGUGGACAUUCUAAGUAAGAACAAGGGGAUUACUGUUACUGCUGUGCUAGCAUUUGCACUAGGGGUGUUAUUGUCUCAGAAGUUCCAAUCGAAUGCUGGAAGUGAGGGAGGCCUUACACCAAUGUAAGCAUGUAUACAUGGUGAUAAAAACUAAUAUGUAAGCAUACAUCCAUUCUAGUAGGUCUAGUUAUGUGUAUGUUUAUACCAGAUCAUACUGUAGGCUUGAAUAAAUGUCUGUACCCAGAAAAUAGAAACUCGGCAGAGAAACUUCGAAUAUAUGCAAUGUGAUGUCUACUUGUCUAA